CCUCGACCCGUUCGCGCGGCGCUGGCGCGCGGUCCUCUGCAUUGCGUGGUCCAAGGAGAAGAGCGCUCACAUGCAUGUUCGAGAGCUGCGGGCGGCUUGCGCAGCUCUCUGGCGGCGGGCCUGCAAGGCGGGUCGGCGCUGCAGCAGAUGGCUUCGCCUCGUCGGCUGCCGGGCGAUCGCGGCCGUCGUCGCGACGGGGAGGGGCAGCAGCCGACGCCUGCAGCCUGCUCUGUCCAGGUGGGCCGCGGCCGCGGUCGCGGCCAACGCGCGCCCGAUCAUCGGCCGCGUGGUGUCGGAAGACAAUCCCGCCGACGAACCGUCGCGGAGGUUGCGGCGUGGCUCGCGGCCCAGGCUUGCCGCGCCCAGGCUGCCCAAGCGGCAGGACGGCGGGGGCGCCAGCGGCCUCGUCGCGGGGCUCCUCGAGAGCCGCUGGGCUACUGGCGCGGGCAUUGCGGCGGCCGACAACGCGGCGGCGGGCGCCGUCUUUUUCGGCUCGCGACUCAGGCGCCGCCUGGACUUGAGCUGGGCGCUGCUGAAGACGCGGCGGAAGCGGGGGCCUGCGGCUUGGGCGCCCACCAUCGCGCCCGAGAUCGUCGGAGGCAUGGCGGGCCUGUCGCUGGAGGCGGGGUGCGUCGACAUCGCUUGCUUCCUGAUGGUGGCCUUCGAGGGCCUCUGGCGCGGCGGCGAGGCCUUCGCGCUGCGACCCGGCGACGCGGCCUUUCGAGGUCGUUGCGCCGUCCUCCGCAUCGCUUCGCCCAAGGGCACAGCGGGCCGCGACGCGGCCGAGGCGGCGGUGGCCCGGGCGCCCAUCACCCUGCAGUUGCCGCGGCUAAUGGCUCGCGGUUGCGCUGACGGCCAGCGCCCGAGGGCGCGGACGCCGCGCCAGUUGCGGGCGGCCUUCGCGGCGCUG
Messenger RNA from Prorocentrum cordatum, 910 nucleotides. The record is from the annotation of a GenBank genome assembly. NCBI's taxonomy places the organism in Eukaryota, Dinophyceae, Prorocentrales, Prorocentraceae.